Messenger RNA from Trichobilharzia regenti, 2070 nucleotides. NCBI's taxonomy places the organism in Eukaryota, Metazoa, Platyhelminthes, Trematoda, Strigeidida, Schistosomatidae. The record is from the annotation of a GenBank genome assembly.
CUACAAUUCCGUCAUCCCGGUAUAUUAAUAUUUCAAGUGCAAUAAAUUACUACAAAUUGGCGUCGCGAUGGAGCUAAGUAACCUGGGAAAAUUUCCUCUUAAUGGUUCUCCGCGGGAGAUUGCUGAUUAUUUGGAAUGCUUCGAUGCGUGGUGCAUUUCCAAGAAUGUUCGGGAUGAUAAAAUACCUGCUCAUUUCAUCACCGCUAUUGGUCUUGAUGCAUAUAGCCUGGUGAAGAAUCUGGCGUUUCCAGAUAAACCCAUUUCUAUGCCAUAUGCUAAGCUCCGUGAACUUCUUAUAGAUCACUUCCAUGUAACUACUUUUGAGACCAGAGAGAGGGCUCAGUUCAACAAACUGGUACGUUCUCCCAAUCAGAAGAUAAGAGACUUUAUACUACAACUCCAAAUUCAAGCCUCAAAGUGUAAUUUUGGAGAUCAGCUGCAUACACAACUACGUGGUCGUCUAAUUGCUGGAAUCAACAUUCCUAAAUUAGAGAAAGAGUUAAUUCAGAUUCCUUCUUGUACGUUUCAAACUGCUAAAGAUUUAUGUAUUACAUAUGAAGAUGUCCAUAAUGAAUACUCUGCUCCCACUACGUCAGUAUCUGAUGUCAUGCUGUCUAAAGUCGAAAAUACAAGUGUUCAUGGAAAGAAAUCCAAACUGCCGUCCACAGGUAAUAGAAUGCAGCGAGAGAUCAAAAACAUUAAACCGUGUUUAUCCUGUGGAAAGUUACAUCUACGAAGCACUUGCCGUUUUCGGAGUGCUAAGUGCUAUAAAUGUGGUAAAGUUGGACACAUCAAGACGGUUUGCAGGAGUUCGAGUACUUAUGUUGCUCAACAUUCUUAUAAUUCUCCCAAUCUGUCUAGUAAAAUGGAGUCUAUGUGUCUUUCAACUUUUCAAAAUACUCAAGCUAAUCCAACGAAAACCUCCACUGCAAGUUCAGCAACGCAAGUAUCAACUGUAUUCAAAAAUGAGGUAUCUAAGUUGCAAUGUGAACUGUUGAAAGCACGAAAAGACCUGAAUGAGAUGAGAGAGCAACUGAAUAAAAUUGAGGAAUUACUGCAUAUGCAUAGACUACGUCUGGUGAAUCCAGAGCAUACAAGUUCUUGUGGAAGUCCUGCAAAACUAUUCAAAUCUCGAAUUCUCAAAAAGCAUCUGAUGUCCACUACUUCUAAUGUACAUUAUUACAAAGAUAAUAACUACAGACCUUCUGUUGGAAUUAUACUACAAAAAAUGGGAAAUCGAGUGGUGAAGAUAUUAGACAUCAAAGAUCACUCAGUUCAUAACGGACACCUGGACAAAGUGACAAUAAAUGAAGUAGGUCGUUCCAAUUAUUAUUUUAAUGAUUCCGCUAAUAAUCCUGAUUUUGUAGAUAAUUCAGAAAUAAGUCCAGAUAAUACUGAUGAAAAUAAUAUCGCAGAAUCAGUUAGGUCGCGGCUACUUGCAAGCAAACCGAGACAUCGUUAUAAAUACGCGAGGAGAUAUUCGAGGUGUGGCGGAUGUGGUGAUUGACAAUUUCUAUCUCUGUAUUGUUUAAAUACUUACUGUUGACUGUUGAUAUGUUUCUUAUAUGAAUUGCAUUCUAAUUCCGCUAAAUACAAAUUACUGAUUGCUGCCGUCUCUGGGUUUUGAUUAGAUUCCUAUAAUUCCGUCAUCCCGGUAUACUAAUACUUCAAGUACAAUAAAUUACUACAGAAUUGUGAAAUGUAAUCCAGUUGUCUGGCUUCUCUCGGAGAGUGUCUGUCCAACGAAGUGGUGAAAGCAUAACAAAGAGGCUUAUGGUCGGUUAAGAUAGCAAAAUGUCGACCUUGUAGUAAGAAGCUGAAAUGUUUCACUGCUAGGUAGAUGGCUAACAGUUCUCUGCCAAAAGUGCUGUAACGAGUUUGCGCAGGUUCCAACUUUUUGGAGAAGAAAGCAAGUGGAGUGAUGUCAUUAUUGAACUUUUGUUGUAAAACUGCUCCCACUGCUACCUGCGAUGCAUCUGUACAUAAAAUGAGUGAAGCUUCUGGGUUGAUAUGAGAUAACAUUACAACGUUGGAUAAGGCAUCUUUUGCAUUAUUAAAUGCUGCUUUUGC